Molecule: messenger RNA, 2313 nt
Organism: Larimichthys crocea (large yellow croaker)
Lineage: Eukaryota; Metazoa; Chordata; Actinopteri; Sciaenidae
Product: ewing's tumor-associated antigen 1
Exons: 6
Coding region: 267-2105 (612 amino acids)
Biological process (GO): DNA damage response; regulation of DNA damage checkpoint; positive regulation of protein serine/threonine kinase activity
Cellular component (GO): nuclear replication fork
Molecular function (GO): protein serine/threonine kinase activator activity
Source: RefSeq, a predicted model, not a curated record
AAACUGCCCCGGCACCCGUAGUCCUGAUGACGUCGUGGCCAAACAUGGCGUCUCGUUGUGUUUGAAUGAACCAGAGGAAAAAAACAAACAGAGAAAAAAACACGAGGAAACUUUCAGCAGAAAGUUUCACACGCGUGAUUUUUUUAAAUCCACGGAGCGACGGACAACAACAAUGUGCAGCGGAGGCUGCGCAUGCGCCGUCAGAGCCUGCAGCUGCUGAUCUGUGAUCUGUUUCCAAACUCUGUCACAACAACACGGCGAGGCAGAUGCCUGCUACAGCAGCACCACACAUGUGCAAAGAUUUGCAGAGUCCCAAACGCAGAGGCUGCAGCAGGUACCCCGACUCGAAUAAUGGAGAUUCUCCGGGAGACGUGGAACCGACCCAGGACAUUUUCUGGGAUUCCACGUCUCCCACUCCAGCUAAUACUGGGCUCAGGAACAAUAGAGUUGUGGAAAUCUCAGAUAUCGUCAACCGGAUUGCUCCAAAGGAUGUGGAACGGAAAGGGACCGAGUCUCCUCUGCUGCAGUGGAUCGGUGACAGCGCCGUCCCGUGCACGCCGUACGUUCCAAGGCCAAGAGUCCGGAAGAAGUCCUCCCGGCAGAGCAGUGUGGAUGACCUCAUGAAACUGGCCAGGCAGUUUGAUGAGAACAUGCAACAAGACAGGGAGACUUCAGAACAGCUCAACGCCGCCAACAACGACCUCAGUGAACGUGGGAACGCUUCCGAAACAAAACUGACGGAGACGUCAUCCUCCAGUAACGCCAAGCACCCGGGGUGCCCGUCCUCGUCGGAUCAGGUGGAGGCAGACCUGCACGCCCUGUUUGACUGCUCCACUCAGAAAGUCAGCGGCCGGCUGAGCCAGGGCUCCUCGGCAUCAGCUCGUUCCCAGGAAAUAAAACACCAACCGGCGAGUUCAAGUUCAACCGAACGCCGACAAUCAGAGGUCAAGUCUGGCCCGGCUGCACAUCCUGCUGAGGAAAAAGGAUCCUGCAGUUUUAGUGCGAAUAAUUGUGAUGACUUUGAUGAUGACUGGGAGAACGAUGACCUACUCAAUGACUCUUUUGUGCUGGCAAUGACCCAGAAUCCUGACCAGCAACAUGACACCACUGUACAGUCUAACACUAAGGCAAACACUACUCAGUUCACCUCUGGCUGCAGGCCUGCUGCAAACACAAACUCUGCACAUCAGCUUUCAAACUCGAACUCCAAGCCAAGCUGCAGCACACUCCAGGAACUGUGUCCCAAACCAAAGACUACCAACCGAAGCACUUUCAAGUUAGAGCCCAACCCUCACUUCCAGCCGAGGGCGGCUGCCAAGGAGGUUUCAAAGUCCAGCUUCAGUGUUCUACAACCUAAAUCACAGAUGUCUGAGCAGAGAUCCGCUACCACAAAGACACCGUCUACCCCUAAAACUGACAAGAUCACUAAUGAUCAGAGGGAGACUCGUGUAGCUGCGGACUCUGUUAAAGACAUUUCAGACAGCUUAUGGGAUGAUGGGGAUGACGACGCGCUGCUCUACCAGGUAUGUGACAGCGUGGAGCGGAUCUCCAACAGUCAGCCACAGCAAGUGAGCCCCAGCGACCGCCAAGAAAAACAAGAGACCGCCGUGGACCGACAGCGAAAAACCACCACGCCUCUGCCAAUCGACGCCGUCCGGCGGUCCGCGAACGCCGCCGCCGGCGCUGAUAGACAGUCGCCGUGUGCUUUCGUCCGUUCUAACUCAUUACCGGGGACUAGCUGUGAAGCCGUGAACUACCAAGGAUGGAACGUUCCCAUGAAAGGUGCCAACAACAAAUCACGGAUGUCUCAGAGCCUCCCAGGGAGCCACAUGAGUCUGGGCACAUUUAGCCAGCGCAGGGAUUCCUCUGGAACUUUCCAGGCAGGGAACGCGAACGCGAAGCCACAUACGGUGACAGCCAGGCCGCCGCAGAAGUCUCAUCAGGCGGCUUUCAAGAGAAAUGUGUCUGACUCAGCGGUUAUAAGCAACAAAGUUUUUGUCACGAGCCAGAUGACGGGGAAGUGCUCCGCGGCAGAGAUCGAGAGGAAGAAACAGGAGGCCUUGGCCAGGAGGCGACUGCGAAUGCAGAACACCCCGAAACCGUAGAGAGGAGCUGAGUUCUCUCUGAAGAUGAUUUACUAUGACUCUGUGCACAGAAAGGAGCCGGGGCCUUCUGUGGGGAGCUGCUGGACGUCGUUGCUGCUAACGUAAAAACAUUGUUUGUGAGUCUCAGAUCUGGCGCUGGGAUAACAUAAAAAGAGAUUUUUCACUUUUUAAACCGUGGAAAGUUAUUUGUUUACAUCCACCGAGUUAA